Molecule: messenger RNA, 3360 nt
Organism: Hyaena hyaena (striped hyena)
Lineage: Eukaryota; Metazoa; Chordata; Mammalia; Carnivora; Hyaenidae
Gene: CUNH12orf56
Product: chromosome unknown C12orf56 homolog
Exons: 15
Coding region: 287-2212 (641 amino acids)
Source: RefSeq, a predicted model, not a curated record
AACCAGGAUGCUGCCUUUUCACUGAAGUCACCUUAACCCUUAAUCCUUUUGUUAAAUUCCUUUCUUCAUGUGCUUCACUUAAUGGUUGUUAAGUCUGUGCCCUUGUCACCAAAAGCGCAUUUAUGACGGGUUUCUCGACAGACAGAUCAGACAACCAGUUUAAGCCUGUGGAUUCCCUCAUCCGCGAGGAACGGCGUGGUCCUCAAUAGCUGGGGCAGGCGGGGGUUAGGGCUGCUGCGAGGCGAGGGCGAAGAGAGCCGCCAAAUAUCCGCCCCGCAGCCCAGGGAUGCGUGAUGAUCUACCUGAAGGACCAGCGUCUCGCCCGGUCCAUUGUUGUUUGAGGCCCGGCUUCCCUGCGCACACCAACAGCCGCCUGGACGCGUUCCUGCGGAGGCGGCUGCCGCCGGAGGUCUACGACGCCGUCCGCGCCUACGAGCCGUGCGUCGUGGUGUCCGAGUCGGAGAAGCACACCUUGAAGUACGUGGUCCUCAGCGAUCGGCUCAUCUACCUGACCGAGAACCCGCCCAAGUCCAUCCGGCGAGCCGUGGCCCUGCGGGACGUCGUGGCCAUUGACCUGAUUGAUGAUUACCCACAAUUUCUGAGUCCACCAGAUAGAGAAACCAACCAACAUAUUCGUAUCACCUAUUCUUCAACUGUUUUAAAAAAAGAGUGUGAAAAAUCAAAAGGUGUCAAGAAAUUCUCAUUUCCAUUUCAUCAUGCCAAUUCUAACAAAAAAAAAGUUAAAGAAGAGACUGAUGACCCUGUCUUUUGGAGGGGCAAAGGGCCCCGAAGUUUGAAUGAAUCCUCUCUCAGGUACCACCAGGAGAGAUGCACACCAUCCACAGACUCAACCUUCUGUCCUUCAGACCUCAAGGAGCUGUCUCUUCAUGGCCAAAGUGCCUUGCGACCCUUACCCACCCCCUCCAGGUGGAGCUAUCAGUCCACAUCAGCUACGGGAAAGGCUGUCACCCUGCCAUCUCGCACAAACAACACAAAAGAACCCAAGGGACUUUCAGAUCACAAAGGUUCUCUGAGUGAAAUCCCUUUCAAGUGCAAUGGGAACGGAAAUGAGUUUUACUCAGGAAAUUCCUCCCUGGCCUCCCCUUUACAGAGCAACCCAAACCUAGAGAGAAAGGCGUCGGAACUUCAUUUGUACAUUAUUUCCACAACCUCAUCGAUAUUUCUGCACUUAAAAAGUUCAUGGACCAAUUACAUUAUAAAAGCUACUCUUUUACAAGAUCCCUUAUAUGUUAGUGAGCCCAGUCCUACCGGAAGUCAGAAGCCAUACAGAUCUGAGGAGAAAAUUAAACACUUCAGUCAACUUAAAUCUGAACUUUUCCUUAAAGACAAUACUUUGAGGAAGAUACUUUGUUUAAUUAUGGAACUUAAAGUAGCAGCCCAGAAAAACUUCAUUCUGAAAAGGCUUUUCUGGAAAACCAGUGACCUUUUCUAUUUCCUAGUGAACAAACUUCAUGAGUACUUGCCACAGUCUAGGGAUAAGAGCACACUUCAAAAUAAAAGCCAAAGGGCUGAUGAGCUGGUGGCAUGCAUUGAAAUUAUACAGACUCUGGGACUGAUGUUCAGAGAAACAGAAACGGAGUCAUCACGCCUGAAUACACUGGCAGCAAAGAAGGGAGCAUUAUUUAACCUUUUGGUAAUUUUAAUUAGUGAACCUCAGAUUCCAAAAUCUUGUCCUGUGUUUGAUACCCAGUUGGUGGCUGAUUCAACUUUAGUUGAGAUGUCUUUUGAUGCUGAGUUACAGAACCUUAUCAAGGAAUAUAUAGAUGCAGCUACGGCACUUUUAUAUGAGAUACUUCUUGUCUUUCAGCAGGGAAAUCUUGGAUUGGGACCAGCAGAGUUUGCUAUUGGCUGGAUGAUGCCCUUCCUACAAAGUUGUCCUCCCUUUAUCACUUUCGUGGCCAGUAUUGUGAAACAAGUGGUAAAGGGACUUGCAGCUUCAUUUGGGCUGCUAAGUCCCAGCCAAGCCGUUCUGCUGUAUCAGCAGUUUUCCAUCCUCAAGAGCUGCCUGCAGUACAGCCAGACUUUAGCAGAGUAUAUUAGGAAUGACUACAGAGAAGAAUUCAGGUACUUUAUUCACAUGCCAGCCUUGGAAAAAAGGCUCCCAUCGUGGUAUCCUAUUACCCAACCUACCACUCAGCUUUUUCAUGAAGUUCUGAAAUUGGUCGAACAGAAACAAUGUGUGAAACGUUAAUAAGAAUCUAAAAUGUUAAUCAGGAGUCAACCUAAUAUUUAUGAGAAAACUUUUUUGACUUAUUUAAUAUCUGGCUCCCUUAUAAACAGAUUUUAUUGAAAUGUUCCAUCAAUAGCUAUAAGAGAAGUCUUUAAAUUGUUGUUUAUCUGCCCCCAAGAAGCAACUUUAAAUACAAGGACAUACAUAAAGUGGUGCUAAAAAUGAGCUUUUCCAAAAAAAAGUUUCUAAAAAUAGAAAACUAUAAAGGAAACAGAAGCCCAAGGAGAGCCAAUGUAGAAAGUGCAACCGGAUGAGUUUUGUUGGUAUAAUAAUGAUGAGUGGUAUGAAGCCACUGAAAUACCCAGCGAUAAACAGUGUAGAGUGGAAAUUACAAAGUGAUUGUGCGAGAAAUGCUGAGCAAGUGUCCACCCCUGCUUCUCCACCUGUAAGAGUUCUAGUAAAGUAAGUAUUCGCUGGAGAAAGAGCAGAAGAACACAGGCAUAGCUCUAAGAAAAGUCAGUUCCUCAUUUAUCACGAGGGAGGAAGCUUGGGCUUUCGUCGAUACAAUUAAAUGCAUUCUGGUGCUCGGUUUCAGGCCCCCGUGGGCUAGUGUGAGCGGUCUAUUCAUAUUCUCUGUGAAAGAGAAAUUGUCUAUAAGCAGUAUGGCUCUCCCAACCAUCUAAAAAAUGUCUUCACUGUAUCUUAUGAUAAUAAACAAAUCCAACAAAAAUUUAACCUUGAUAUCACUGUGAGCUAUUGAAUUUGGGCUUCUAAGAACUUAGGAAGUGGGUCCUCUAUUUGACUUAUCAUGCCGUGAAAGAGGAUCUGGGAAAAACCCAAAGAAAGAGCUCCCAAGCCAGAUUUGUCUGUGCUGUGAAUUGGAGAGAGAAUUAAACUCACUCAAGACAUCUUAUUACUGGUUGUGGCUAAGGUAUUAACCAGCUAUUUGACCUCAAACAAAUCAGGUCUCCUUUCUGGGCCUCCUCUGCUAUGUGGAAGGGUGAGAUUAGAUGUUCUCCAAGCUCUUGUGCCUCUAACAUUCUCUGCCUGUGACAACACACUUCUUAAGACUCUGUGAUGGGGUAGUGCAUUUCUCUGCCAUCCUGGCUCAAUGGAUGGUUUCACAUUGAUUCCAAAUAAUCCUGCGUUCUUUGGACCAAACAUUUCUC